Messenger RNA from Dunckerocampus dactyliophorus (ringed pipefish), 2093 nucleotides. Its product is annotated as pre-mRNA splicing regulator USH1G-like. The record is from RefSeq and is a predicted model, not a curated record. The transcript is spliced from 3 exons. Lineage: Eukaryota; Metazoa; Chordata; Actinopteri; Syngnathiformes; Syngnathidae. Gene Ontology annotation, molecular function: protein binding. The coding region runs from base 97 to 1485 and encodes 462 amino acids.
GUCCGCCCUUACGCGCCUUCCUUUCUAGGCUGGGGAGUCCGGACUUGAGCGUGUGCGAAGGUCCAGACGGACAUGGAGGCGGAACGUAAGUGAGUCAUGGACGACCGGUACCACCGGGCCGCCCGGGACGGCCUCGUGGACGCGCUCAAAGAAGCGACGCCGAAGCAGCUGAACGCUCCGGACGAGGACGGGAUGACACCCACUUUAUGGGCCGCCUACCGCGGAAACAUGGACGCGCUCAGAACCAUCGUUGCCAGAGGAGGUGACCCAGACAAGUGUGACAUUUGGGGCAACACACCGCUCCACUUGGCAGCCGCCAACGGCCAUCAUGCCUGUUUGUCUUUCCUGGUGGCGUUUGGGGCCAACGUGUGGUGUCUGGACAACGAUUACCACACGCCGCUGGACAUGGCCGCCGCCAAAGGCCACAUGGAAUGCGUCCGCUACCUGGAUUCCAUUGCCGCCAAGCAGAUCACACUCAAUCCCAAGCUGGUCGGCAAGCUCAAGGCGCGAGCGUUCCGAGCCGCCGAGCGCCGUGUCAAAGAAUGUGUCCAACUUCAGGAGAGGCACCGCCAACGUAUGGAGAAGCAAUCCGCCAAGGAGGCGGGCGCUUUGGACGACUUGGACGCCAUUAGCGUCUACAGCUACACGAGCGGCAGCACGCUGAGCCGCAGGUUCAACGCCUCCAAUUUGUCGAACUCGCAGGCCACGCUGCAUUCCACGGCGAAGAGCAAGGCCAAGAUUCAGAAGAAACUGGAGAAGAAGAAGCAGGUGGACGGAACAUUCAAGAUCUCCGAAGACGGGAGGAAGAGCGUGCGCUCGCUGUCCGGCCUGCAGCUGGGAAACGACGUCAUGUUCCUCCGACAGGGAAGCUACGCCGACACCAGCGAGCGCUUUUGCCUCGACAUCCGUGACAUGUUCCCGCACGACGACGACGCUCUCUCUCGUGCCAUGAGCGACCCUGGCCUCCACGAGGCUGCGUAUUCAGAGAUCAGCGCCGACUCGGGACGGGACUCACUCUUCACUCGCCCUGGGCUCGGGACCAUGGUGUUCCGCAGGAACUACGCCAGGGGGGCGGCGUUCGGCGUCAGAUGGCGCGAUGAAGCGAGCGUCGCAGGAAGUGAGCCUGCAGGACGAGCGCCAAACGUCCGUCUACGGGGUCGACUUCCUCGCCACUCGUCCAGUUUUGACAAGGACAGCAUUAAGAGUGCUCUGAGCCCGUGGGAGGAGUCUGAUGCGAGCCUGGACGAGGACCUAGAGCCGCAAAGUAGUCCGCUAGAGACAUUUCUGGUGUCGCACAACCUCGCAGAGUUCAUCGUCAUCUUCAGGCGGGAAAAGAUUGACCUGGAAGCUCUGCUGAUUUGUUCCGACCAGGAUCUCAGCAGCGUCCACGUCCCGCUGGGCCCGCGCAAGAAGAUACUUGAAGCCUGCAAGAGACGCCGGGACACCUUGGGAGGGCCGGACGCCAUCGAGGACACAUAUCUAUGAAGUUGUUUUUGUGCAUGCCACACUGCUUCCUUGUGUUACUGGACCUUUGCAGGUGGGAGGGGCUGAAGAUACUUUGCAGCCUGUAAAGAAGCCAAACGGCACCCCCUGGUGGCUGCUGGGUGUAACAUAUAUAUGACUAUGUGCGAUGCCACGGUGGCCUAGUGGUUAGCAUGUUGGCCACACAGUCAGGAGAUCUGGAAGAUGUGGGUUCGAAUCUUUGCUGGAGUUUUCUCCAGGUACUCCGGCUUUCUCCCACAUUCCAAAACAUGCAUGUUAGGUAUGAAUGUGAGUUCAUAUCCCUGUGAUUGGCUGCCCGUAGUCAGCUGACAUGGGCUCCAGCGUACCCCUGCGACCCUUGUGAGGACAAGCGGCAUGGAAAAUGGAUGGACGGAUGACUAAGAGUGCUGGGUCGUCACCGCUAUCGUGUGUCACUCAAGGACCGCCCGUAUUUUCAGCUGUUUUUUGCAUGGAAGACGCUUGGCUAGAUAUUUAACAUUUCGUUGAUACCAUUUGCAUGUUUGUAAUGUGAAGAAAAAACAAGUUUUUUAUUCAAAGAAGCUGAAGGUCUGCUGUGUGCUUUCAUGUCGGAGGAAAGAAGAGGGAAACCU